AUUAUGCCACAACGUCACCCAGUCAUCAUCAUCACUGGAACUCCAGGUACUGGAAAGUCAACCCAUGCUCAACUCCUACAAGACGCUUCUCCAGUCCCUCUAAAACACAUCAACGUCGGUCAACUAGUAAAAGACAAUUCUUUUCAUCACGGCUUUGAUCAACAAUGGCAAUCUUAUACUGUAGAUGAAGACAAGCUCUUAGAUGAACUCGAACCAUUGGCAUCAGCUGGUGGAAUAAUCCUCGACUGGCACACUUGUGAAAUAUUCCCUGAGCGAUGGGCAGAUCUAGUCGUCGUUCUACGCUGCAAUCAUACCAUGCUCUGGGAUCGUCUCGAAAAACGUAAUUAUCCUCUCAAAAAGAUACAGGAAAACAACGAAGCGGAGAUAAUGGAAGUCGUGCUCCAAGAAGCCCGAGACUCCUACCCCCAACAGAUUAUCGUCGAUCUCAAAAGCGAAUCUUCUCAAGACCUCGAAAAUAACGUCGCGAGCAUCGUUGAAUGGAUAAAUCAGUGGUUGAAAGAUAACGGUCACGAAGACGAAGACAACACUCUUUGAGGUAGCAGUCGAUACAUCGGUACCGCACGCCCUUUAUAAAUAAGAUAUACGUUAUAGAGACUAACCUUGCGUAGCCUUUAUUGAAAGUCUAUCUGACACAAUAAAUAAAUCAAGGGCCUUACACAUUAA
Molecule: messenger RNA, 684 nt
Organism: Suillus fuscotomentosus
Lineage: Eukaryota; Fungi; Basidiomycota; Agaricomycetes; Boletales; Suillaceae
Product: P-loop containing nucleoside triphosphate hydrolase protein
Exons: 3
Coding region: 4-555 (183 amino acids)
Cellular component (GO): cytoplasm; nucleus
Molecular function (GO): AMP kinase activity; ATP hydrolysis activity; ATP binding
Source: RefSeq, a predicted model, not a curated record